GAUAAAACUAUUGCAUGAAAACUGGCGGGUUGGGGGGGGGGACUGCAUGGUGUGUUUUAGGCCUACUUGAUAACACUGAAGUUGGGGGGAAAAUGAGAAAAUGGUGAUGUGGUACGAGGAAGGCGAGAAGAGGAGCCGGAGUGAGGGAUAAGAGGAAAAAAAAUCGUCCAUGGGGAUCUGAGCAGCUGAAGAAUAACGGAAUCCAAGAGGACUAGACAGCUGCUUUGGUUAAAGAUCUCCAAUUAACUUCAAGUUAAAAACAGAGGGAGGAAAUCAGCUUCCUGGUCGGGGUGGGGGUUAGAAAAAUAUAUUAUUCAUGCCUUCUGUUAGAGCAAUUGCAGAACCGGCUUUGCUGUGGCCUAGAUGAUAUUUACAUAUAUAUAUAUAUUUAUAUAUAGUCUAUAUUUAAAAAAAAGAACCUUAGGAGGAAGAGUGGACCUUAAGAUUACAUAAAGAGAGGACAAAUGACACUCUUGUAGCCUCAAAGUAAAGCACUUGUGCAAAAAGAGGAGAAAAAAAAAAGGCUGAAGUGGGUUGAAGCAUGGGCUGUGCUUCAAGUAUUCAUAUCUCUGAUAGGGUGGUCUACCACAGUGGAAAAGAGUCCGAGGAUUCCCACUCACCCCAGCAGACUAAUACCACUCAGCAUCAAGGAAAUCCUGCCUCUGGACUACCCCUAAAACCCCCUAGCUGCAAGACCACAUUAACAGAGGUGCAAUUUGGACCAAUGAAGUUAUUUAAAGACCCACUUCAGGUACUUUUAGUUUUUGCCAAAGAGGAUAGUCAGAGUAAUGGCUUCUGCUGGGCAUGUGAGAAGGCCAACUUCAGGUGCAGUAUGGCGCGAACACCGGAGUCGGCUCUUGAAUGCUUCUCGGAGAAGCAUCAUGACCUCGUCAUCAUUGACCACAGACAUUCCAGACACUUUGACGCUGAAGCACUAUGCCGGUCAAUUAGAGCAGUCAACUCUUCAGAAAACACUGUGAUAGUCGCCGUUGUGAAAAGGCCAGACAGAGAGGAAGCCUCUGUGAUGCCACUGAUCAAUGCUGGCUUUAAUAGGAGAUAUGUGGAAAAUGCCAAUGUGAUGGCCUGCUACAAUGAGCUGCUACAGCUGGAGCAUGGAGAGGUGCGGGCACAGUUCAAGUUGAGGGCUGGCAAUGCUAUUUUCACAGCUCUUGAACAAAGCCAAGAGGCCAUAGAGAUCACUUCUGAAGAUCAAGUUAUUCAGUAUGUGAAUCCUGCCUACGAGUCCAUUAUGGGCUACCAACAAGGCGAGCUAAUAGGGAAGGAAAUAAUAGAAGUGCCUAAAAGUGAGAAGAAUAAGCCUGAUCUCCUUGAAACGAUAAACUCCUGCAUACGCAAAGGAAAGGAAUGGCAGGGGAUUUACUAUGCCAAAAAGAAAAAUGGAGACAGCAUUCAGCAAAAUGUGAAGAUCACACCUGUAAUUGGACAGGGAGGAAAAAUCAGACACUAUGUGUCUAUCAACAGGCCUUUAAAUGAUAAUAAUAAGAGUGAUAAAUCCAGUGAACGUGUGCAGACAGAGUCUCAGACAGACAUACAAUCCAGUAAGCACAAGGACCGGAGGAAAGGCUCUCUGGACGUAAGAUCCACAACAUCUCGGGGGAGCGAUGGGAGCUCACAACGAAGGCACUCGUCGAUGGCUCGUAUCCACUCCAUGACUAUAGAGGCUCCCAUCACUAAGGUAAUCAACAUCAUUAAUGCAGCACAGGAAAGCAGUCCUAUGCCCGUUGCUGAGGCCUUGGAUCGGGUACUGGAGAUCCUAAGGACCACUGAGCUCUACUCUCCACAGCUCGGAACCAAGGAUGAAGAUCCCCAUACAAAUGACCUUGUAGGGGGGCUGAUGACGGAUGGUUUGCGCAGAUUGUCGGGAAAUGAAUACAUCUUUUCCACAAAACAGCCCCACCAUCUCCCCAGUCACCUGACAACUCCGCUGUCAUUAAAUGACAUCCCCCCUCGAAUCGCCCAGACCAUGGAGAACGAGGACUCUUGGGACUUUGAUAUUUUUAACUUGGAGGCUGCAACCAUGAAACGGACUUUGACCUACUUGGGCCUGAAGAUCUUCUCCCGCUUUGGGGUCUGUGAGUUCCUAAACUGCCCUGAAGCAACUUUGCGCUCCUGGCUACAAGUCAUUGAAGCGAACUACCACUCCAGUAACUCCUACCACAACUCUACCCAUGCAGCUGAUGUCCUGCAUGCAACGGCCUAUUUUCUCUGCAAAGAGAGGGUCAAGCAAAGUUUGGAUCCCAUUGAUGAGGUGGCCGCCCUGAUUGCUGCUACUGUGCAUGAUGUGGACCACCCAGGCCGUACCAACAGCUUCCUGUGCAAUGCAGGAAGCGAGCUGGCCAUCCUCUACAAUGACACAGCAGUGCUAGAGAGUCACCAUGCCGCACUGGCCUUCCAGAUCACCACGCGAGAUGAUAAGUGCAACAUCUUCAAAAACAUAGAAAGGAAUGAAUAUCGAACAUUACGACAGGCCAUCAUUGACAUGGUGCUCGCAACCGAGAUGACCAAACACUUCGAGCAUGUCAACAAAUUUGUCAACAGCAUCAACAAGCCUCUGGCUGCUCUGGAGGAGAAUGGGGGAAACAAUGAUGAGGAAUCUGUCAAAAGCAUUUUGACAUCACCUGAGAAUCGCAUCCUUGUCAAGCGGAUGCUGAUUAAGUGUGCAGACAUAUCUAAUCCAUGUAGACCUCAGGAGCUCUGUAUAGAGUGGGCUGGACGAAUCUCAGAGGAGUAUUUUGCACAGACUGACGAGGAGAAGAGACAAGGUCUACCAGUGGUCAUGCCUGUGUUUGACAGAAACACUUGUAGCAUCCCAAAGUCCCAGAUUUCCUUCAUAGACUACUUCAUUACAGACAUGUUUGAUGCAUGGGACGCUUUUGCAGACCUCCCUAAUCUUAUGCAGCACUUGGACAACAACUUCAAGUACUGGAAAGGUCUGGAUGAGAGGAAGCUACACAGCCUGCGACCUCCUCCUGAGUAG
Molecule: messenger RNA, 2998 nt
Organism: Archocentrus centrarchus (flier cichlid)
Lineage: Eukaryota; Metazoa; Chordata; Actinopteri; Cichliformes; Cichlidae
Gene: pde8a
Product: phosphodiesterase 8A
Exons: 22
Coding region: 542-2998 (818 amino acids)
Biological process (GO): signal transduction; regulation of DNA-templated transcription
Molecular function (GO): 3',5'-cyclic-nucleotide phosphodiesterase activity
Source: RefSeq, a predicted model, not a curated record